AUGUCGUCGAGACGCCUUCCUCUCAGCUGCGAGAAUUGUCGCCAGCGCAAGAUCAGAUGCAUCACCUCUGGUUAUAAUGCCCCCUGCGAUACCUGCUCUCGUCGUGGUUAUGCCUCAAGCUGUCGCUUCCGCCGCCAGGAUCCCUACGAGGCAGCAGCUCGAUCGCCGGAUGCGACAAAUGUUUCUUCUUUGGAGGACCUCCUGAGACGGAAUAUUGCAGUGACAACAGCGCUGCUAGACCAGCGAAAUGAAGCUCGGCUGCCGUCUCCAGAGUCGAGCUCCCCCGCUUCACAGAUUGCCACCGGAGAACGUCCAAGCCAGACCGUCCCCAACCAACAAUCAGGCCGUCUAGUUGUCUCACCAUCGAAUCAUGUCCGGUUCAUACCUUCAAAUGGACUCGGUGAUUCCGAGCUCAUUGAUGCAAUGCAUGAGACGACCUCUGGGUGUCCGACCGGGUUUCCUUUCUUCGAACAGGCCGGCGCAAGUGCUGUCUCGGACGAGCUGCUAGAUAUGCUCCCUCCUCUGCCACAACUGGAAGAGCUCAAGGCAGUAUACUUCGAAGUAUUCUCGCCGAUAUUCCACAUCCUUCAUGACCCGACCUUUCAUGCUACGUAUGACGAGUUCAGGCAGAAUCCGAAAAGCAUCUCAUUGCCCUGCCUUGCCCUUCUCUUCGUCAUUCUCAGCCUCUCGGUCACUGCACUGGACGAAAGCAACCCUCUACUUAUGCAUCUCGGCCGCGACCCAUCGCCCGGGGCUAAUAUUCGCAGUCUCUCAGCCAAAUACAGGGGCGCGGCCAUGCGCUGUCUUGUCGCUGACAACUUCAUGUUCCGUCACAAUCUCUGCACGGUUCAGUGUCUAGUUCUGCUCAUCUACGCGAUCAACCAUUCCCAAGGCCCGGCCUGGUCUCUCCUCGGUACAGCUCUCCAUAUUGCUAUUGCUAUCGGUUGUGCAGUUGACCCAGCACGACUCAACGUCAACCGCAUCGAGGCCGAGGAGCGUCGACGAUGCUGGGCUGCGUUGCAGAUGCUGUAUACCAUCCAGAAUACCUGUCUCGGGAAUCUCAUGCCUUUCCGCAUUGACUCUCAUGUGGAAUUGCCGGCUGACAUUGAGGAUGAUGACUUGACGCUCGACACUUACAGGAAUCUCCCUAGUAAAGGCGACGCUCCAACAAAAAUGACCUAUCUACUAUAUAAAUUCCGUUUAUAUAAUCUCGCCUUCGAAAUCUGCCAACUCACAUCCCCGGACGACCGUGCAAAAGCAGACGCCCUUGGUGCAAAGAUUUCCUAUGAGCAACAAUGUCAUUUUACACGCUUCACAUCAAGACCACUCGCGGAACUGGAGCCUUAUCACCAGGCUCACUACUACAUUCUCGCCAACUACACCAACCAUCUUACCGUUCUUCUCCAUAGGCCAUGGCUCUCAGACAACAGAUACAAACAAAGUUCAGAUCGAUGCGAGCACGCAGCAACCAUCAUCCUGUCUAAUUUCGAAAAGCUUUACUCGGAGCCUAUAUUCCGCUCAUACCGGUGGUACGUCGACGGGCUGGGCUCCUUCUAUGCGUUUUUCUCCAUCACUACGCUGCUUGUGCUACACGGAAAUGGACAGCUGGAUGGCCAGGCGAGACCAGAAACGAUAAUUCUUCUUCUCCGGUGCGUAGAGCUACUUGUUAACAAUGCUUCGAGGAGCGCUGUUUGUUCGAAAGCUGCUGCAGUUCUCGAGCCCGUGGUGCAACAUUUGAACCCGGUAGAUUUGACUGCUUCUCAAUAUAUGAGUCCGAUUGGUGAAGAUGUCAUAUACACUGCCUUUCCUGAGCUGGGAAAUAUGUUUUUUGAUGUGCCGUGUGAGCAGCUAUUGACACCGGCGGGGUUUCCUUGGGUUACUUCCUCUAGUGUGGUCUAG
Messenger RNA from Aspergillus versicolor CBS 583.65, 1899 nucleotides. RefSeq names its product Zn(II)2Cys6 transcription factor. The transcript has a single exon. Gene Ontology annotation, molecular function: zinc ion binding; DNA-binding transcription factor activity, RNA polymerase II-specific; DNA binding. Bases 1 to 1899 code for a protein of 632 amino acids. The record is from RefSeq and is a predicted model, not a curated record. Gene Ontology annotation, biological process: DNA-templated transcription; regulation of DNA-templated transcription. Lineage: Eukaryota; Fungi; Ascomycota; Eurotiomycetes; Eurotiales; Aspergillaceae. Gene Ontology annotation, cellular component: nucleus.